Molecule: messenger RNA, 1558 nt
Organism: Psammomys obesus (fat sand rat)
Lineage: Eukaryota; Metazoa; Chordata; Mammalia; Rodentia; Muridae
Gene: Tcte1
Product: t-complex-associated-testis-expressed 1
Exons: 4
Coding region: 112-1545 (477 amino acids)
Biological process (GO): flagellated sperm motility
Cellular component (GO): sperm flagellum
Molecular function (GO): protein binding
Source: RefSeq, a predicted model, not a curated record
CAUCCCACACCCUGCCUGCAUUGAGGAUCUGCCAGUUUAAGAAGUUUCCUGUUACAAGGUUGCCAAGGGCCUUCCUUACUGCUGACAACUACGCAGGAACCCACAGCAACAAUGUCUACUCCUGGGUCUCACCAAUCCUUGUACAACCAGUUCUCUGGUCUCAUGAAGACCUCCCCCACCCCUACCCACAUGAAGGCCAAGAUCCCAAACGUCCGUCGCAUGCGCCGGAUCAUCUCUGAGGACUCGGAGUGGACACUUGCCAUUGUACCUCUCCUUACAGAGCUCUGCAUUCAACACAUUGUCAAGAACUUCCAAUACAACCCUAUCCUGAAGGAGCUGCUCCCAGAGCACCAACAGAAGGUCUUGAGCCGGCUGCCCCCUGACCUGCCUCUGACGGUGACUGCCAACUUGAUCGAGGACGAGAACUAUUGGCACCGAUGCUGCAUCAAGCGCUGGCCCGUGUGCCACGUGGCCCGGCACGGCGGCAGCUGGAAGCGAAUGUUCUUUGAGAGGCACCUGGAGAACCUGCUGAAGCUCUUUAUCCCAGGUACCACGGACCCCAAUGUGAUCCUGGACCUGCUGCCCCUUUGCCAGAACUAUGUGCGGCGCAUCCAGGUGGACCAGUUCCUCCCACCUGUGCGGCUGCCGACCCCACCCCAGAACGAGGAACAGUCCGACUCCGGCAGUGAGGGUGAGGGGAGCGAGCCUGAGAAGGACCACUACCAGCUGGAGGCUCUGGUGGCUGGUCUCAAGCACUUGGAGGAGCUUGACCUGGUCUACGGCGUCAAAGACUGUGGCAUGAAUUUCCAGUGGAACCUCUUCCUCUUCACCUUUCGAGACUGCCACUCUCUGGCAGCCACCAUCAAAGCUUGCCACACCCUCAAGAUCUUCAGGCUGACCCGAAGUAAGGUGGAUGACGACAAGGCCCGCAUCCUGAUCCGCAGCCUGCUGGACCACCCAGCCCUUGAGGAGCUGGACAUGUCUCACAACCUCAUUGGAGACCGUGGAGCGCGGGCGGCAGCCAAGCUACUGAGCCACAGUCGCCUGAGGGUGCUCAACCUGGCCAACAAUCAAGUACGGGCGCCCGGCGCACAGUCACUGGCUCACGCGCUGGCACACAACACCAGCCUUGUCUCCCUCAACCUCCGCCUCAACUGCAUCGAGGACGAGGGCGGCCAGGCGAUCGCCCACGUCCUGGAGACCAACAAGUGCCUCACCGUGCUGAACCUCGGCGGCAAUGAGCUGUCCGAGCCCACAGCCACGCUACUCUCCCAGGUGCUCCCCAUCAACAGCACGCUCAUCAGCCUCAACCUAUCCUGCAAUCACAUCGGGCUGGACGGUGGAAAGCAGCUCCUGGAAGGCAUGUCAGAAAACAAGACCAUUCUGGAGUUUGACUUGCGUCUGUCAGAUAUAUCCCAGGAGAGUGAGUACCUCAUUGGCCAGCUUCUGCAUGCCAACCGAGAGGCCGCCCGCCAGCGGACCCUGAAUCCUGGCCACUUCAUGUCACCCAUCACUAACAACUGUCCGGAGACUUGUGUAGACUAAAAUGGGGCACAGG